UGCUCGGCUCGCCACCGCGAAAGAGCGCAACAGGCCAGUGCACGCCUCGUGUUCGCGACAUCAGCAGCCGUGCUGUCCGUGGUGCUCCGCGAGCUUAGUGUGCAGUCGCUGCUGCACCUAAACAUAGCCAAAUCGAAUAACGAGCUGAUUAGCAGCAGCAGCUUGAAAGCACAUCAGCAACAGCAGCAGAGAGUGGUGCCCGAUAGAGUUCACGGAAGGAGGAGAGCGAGAGAGAGGAGAGAAACAGAAGAGAGUGGACGGAUGUGCCGCCUUAGCUCGGAUGAAUGAAGGAGGCUCAGGCGGGCGCAAGGUGCUGCUGUUCUCUCGAUUGUUCGCUGCUCGUCAGGUGUAUACGUAGCUGCCGUCGCCACCGCUGCCAGAGAUAAUCCCGUCUGGUGUUUUCUUCUCUCUCUCUCUCUCUCUCUCUCUCUCUCUCUCUCUUUCUCUCUCUCUCUCUCUCUAUAUCUCUGCCUCUGGCUGUGCGUGUCUCGCGCUCGCGACCGACUCGCUCAAGUCGUCAAAAUGGCGCUCAACCAGGAGAACGCUAGCAACGCGAACGGCGCCGGCGCCAAGAGCAAUCUGGUGGUGCGCAUCGGUCACGACUCUGAGAUGGAUCUGCAAAAGUUGUUCGACUCGGUGCUCAAGCCGGACUCGAGCCAGCCGCUGCAGGUGCCGCUGCGCAUGCGUAACCUGCCCAAUUCUUUCUUCAACCCGCCCAGCACCGGCAGCAAGUCGCCCUCGAUCUCGCACUCGCGCGAAAACUCGGCCGAUUCGGCGUUCGGCCAGCCGAACGGCGCCGUGGCUGGCGCUGGCAGCAACAACGGUGGCACCACCAGCCCUAGCGCCUCGAGCACCGGCAGCAACGCCGGUGUCACGGCCGUGCAACAAGUCGCGUCGGGCCUGACCGUAGCCCAUAGUCGCGCCCACAGUUGUCCGGCCGCCGUCGAGCCCAACAACUAUACCGCGCAGCAGCACCAGAGCCAGCACGCGCCACAGCCACACCCGGCCAGGCACGGGCCCAACCACGGGAAGCAGCGCAGCUUCGACGUCAUCAGCACCGUCGACGACCUCGGGCCACUGCCCCACGGCUGGGAGCAGGCGCGUACCGCCGAGGGACAGAUUUACUUUCUCAAUCACCUAACGAGGACAACGACAUGGGAGGAUCCACGUAAAACGGCAGCGGCAGCGAGCGUCGCAGCAGUCGCAGCCGCGGUCGAGAGCAAUAAGGCGACAGCCGCCGGUACACCAGCUGCAUUGGGUCCAUUACCCGAAGGUUGGGAACAAGCUAGAACUGCCGAGGGUGAAAUCUAUUUCAUUAACCAUCAAACCCGCACCACAUCAUGGUUCGAUCCACGACUCCCGCAACAUCUUCAAAGACAACCGACCACUGGUGCCAUGUUACCGCAAAGCUGGCAAAUUCAGCCGCAACCCGGGGCUGGUGCUGGUAUCCAAAGCAGUUCAACACUGCAGGCAUGUCAGCAAAAAUUGCGCCUCCAGAACUUACAACUGGAACGUGAGCGCUUGAAGCAGCGACAGCAAGAGAUCAUACGACAGCAAGAGCUAAUGCUGAGACAGAGCACAACUGACGCAGCGAUGGAUCCCUUCUUGUCAGGUAUCAACGAACAACACGCCCGACAAGAGAGUGCAGACAGUGGCUUGGGUCUUGGUUCUGCCUAUUCAUUGCCUCACACACCUGAGGACUUUUUGGCAAAUCUCGAUGAUAACAUGGAUGGUACAAGUGAAGGAGCUCCCAUGGAAACUCCGGAUUUAUCACUAAGUGAUAAUAUCGACUCGACUGAUGACCUUGUGCCUCUCCAGCUUGGCGAGGAUUUCAGCAAUGACAUUCUGGAAGAUGUUCAAUCUUUGAUAAAUCCAGUAGGUAACACCGCUAAGCCUGAGAACAUUCUCACGUGGUUGUAGUGUUCUUAGUCGCUGCAGAUUCGAAAUUGUAGCGAAUUCUAGCGAAAUGGAAAAAAAAGAAGAAAAAAACCAUCAAUUAAGACUCUAAAUCGCGAUAGCAAGUCAAUACUCUUAAACGGGACAUAAGUGCACAUGAGCUCGUCGAAUUUUUUGAAGAAAGCCUGCGGAAAGAAACAAUCCGUAGUCAACACAUUGAUUGUUCUAAACGAAUAUGUGCGCACAAUAAUCAAAUUUAUGUAUAUAACUCGUUCAUUGCUGCCGAUUGUGCAAGCGAAGUUGGGUGAGAAAUGAAAAAAAUUUCAAUUCAGCAAUACGCUAACGUUAAGUACAUAAAUUUAGGUCUACAAACAAGAGAGAAAGAAGUCAAAGUUGACACUGGCGCGAAUCAAUUGACGUUUCUGUCCACAAAAAAUAUGUACGACUUUCGCAUUUGCUGUAACAAUACAAAUUUGAUAUUAUUUCUGAGACCACGUGGUAUCAGAUCUACACGGAUUUUACAUGUGCGAAUUGCUAUUUGAUUCAUUAUUGAUUAAUUUUGCAUCUAAUGCAAAUUUAACGUAGAUGAACUUUUUAUUUCUUAUUUGCUUUUUGCUUUCAUUACCAGGAUUCGAUGAAUACUUUUAUUUCACUUUUAAUUCAUGAUGAUAUAAAUCGAGAGAUUUUUAUCUUUCAUUUUAGAUCUUGAAACGUUUUACAUUUGAAAAGAGGACAGUGACGUCAAAUACGAAGCAUUUUUUUUUAGCAAUAAAUGAAACUUCAAGUGUAGAGUUUUAAAAACAAGCGACAUGUGUUAUAUAAAAUGGCCAAUAAAAAAAGCAACGAUGAUACAUGCGCGUAUCACAGCCUUAAAAGUAAUAUUCAUUAGUAAACGAAAGUGCCUUGACCUUGCAAUCAAGUAUAUACAUUUACGCGACCCCCGGCGACAGGGAUUUGUCGUUUUUUAAAGGUAAUGACCGUCCAUAUCAAUUUGUUUAUACGAAGAAUUAGCAAUUGUUGAAAAGCAUACGUCAUGUUUUUAAUAAUCUUUUUAAUAAUCGAAGAUUAAGCAGUAAGAGCAAAAUGGAAAAGUAUAUAUAUUUUUUUAUAUAUAUAUAAAGUCUAUACUUGUUACGGAUUACCAGUUAUUGGAACAAAGACAAAGAAAAAAAAGAUGACACAGUGUUUAAAUUUUUAGAUUGUAAAAUUUUUUCUUAUCUAUACAAUUGCGCAGCUAUAUAUCAACGGCAGUUAUUAAGAAAAUAAAUUAUAUGUUAUUCACAGAGUAUCGAAAUAUUUUUAGCUUUAAGAAUCAGUUCUCCUGGCUCCAUUUCACGUAGAUGUGAAACGGAGGGACAGGUCAAUAAAUGUACUUUUUCUUUUAAAUAGGAAAACAUAUUGUAUUAAUUUUAUUAUAUAUCGACUGCUCCGAUUUACUUUUACGUAUUGCAUAUUGUCGGUAAAUUUGAUAUUACACCUUUACAUGUAAUUAAGUAUAUGGCAGUUAAACGUACUUGCACAAUUUCGAAAAAAAUGGCAUUUCAUAAGACAUUGACAUUGAAAUGUAAAGAAUACAGAAAGUGCUUUCAAUAAAAUAGACUUGCCAAUUUCGUGAUUUCGAGCGUCGUUGAUUUGCAUUGUUCGAUCGAAUUGUUUGCAAGUAUCUGAUGAAACUAAACCUUGAUGGUAUUGUUGUAACGAAGUAUAAGCGAAGGUCUUAUUGCAAAUAAGAUAUAAGACAUGUUCUCUCGUUUUUUCCCGCACGGAGUGGAAAAUUCGUGGAGACUGUAAGGCAAGCGAUAUAAAAAAAACUACAAUAACAUGUGCGAGUUUUAAAGUCUAAUUUUUAAGAGUUUGAGUGCCGAAAUCCUUGAUAAAGGGAUAAUGUACAUGUUGUCAGCUACAUGACAACUGCCUUUUUUACUGUGCUUUAUCGAGAUAAGCGUGUGAAUUUACAUCGCCUACGGGCGAUUCCUUUGCAAUACUAUAUGUAAACGUAGGUUGAUUUCCUGUGUUUCUUCCUGAAAGUUGUCAAUUGAGUUGAUCAUGUUAGAAUGAGUUUCAACAUUGGAAAAUUAGAUUUCGUGCUAUUAUUUUUUAUUUAUUACACAAAAGGCAUUGUGGCUUCUAGAUAGAUCGAUUUUUUGUUACAUGUUUAAUGCUUUUUAUGCGAAAAUUAUUACUGCCCAGUCUCAACUCUUUAUAACUUUCAGGAACUUCUUAUCUUUACAGACUCGUAUUAUGUAUGAUUUAAACUUUUCUUUUUUCUUUCUUAGAUGAUACUUUUUGAAUGUAAUAUCCUUUUACCUAGCGUUUAAGCUGAAUACUUAGCUUUCGUCGAGGAAAACAUUGUAUUUUCUUUUUUUUUCGUCCAGUCAGUAAUGGCGGUGAUUUAUUAUUUGUGAAUCAAUUUUUGUCAAGGUUUUCUCGUCUCGCGAAAUCAAACUAAUUUUUGUAUUUAUUUUGUAAAAAGGUAUACAAAAAUACGUACGGUUUGAAAUCAUCGACGUAUUCGUAACGAUAAUACCUUUGAAAAAAUCGAUAUGCAAUUUUCAUAUUAUCGCGGGAUGACAAAAGCACAAUUGAUUCUUUUUUAUUUCUUUUUUUAAGUAUCAGUAUUUAAUUAUGUUCAUCGGCAAUUUGUGGCGUACAUUUUUAUAUCGGUAACAUGUGCCUUAGCAAUAAAUGUAACAAUAAAUAUAUUGUUUACUUACUUAUAAUUAUUGUAUUUCUAUUCAAACCAUAUUUACCGUAAAGUCAAAUUUUAUUAUUUAAUCAUAGUUACAUAGAUUUUAUCUGCAGAUGCUUCUAAAUUAUCAUUAUAGUGGAAGAAAAUCUAUAUUCCAAAGAUAAAUCUUGAGUACAA
Messenger RNA from Phymastichus coffea, 4762 nucleotides. It is a transcript of the gene yki, whose product is annotated as transcriptional coactivator YAP1. NCBI's taxonomy places the organism in Eukaryota, Metazoa, Arthropoda, Insecta, Hymenoptera, Eulophidae. The record is from RefSeq and is a predicted model, not a curated record. The transcript has 7 exons. Bases 523 to 1920 code for a protein of 465 amino acids. Gene Ontology annotation, molecular function: protein binding; transcription coactivator activity. Gene Ontology annotation, cellular component: cytoplasm; nucleus. Gene Ontology annotation, biological process: hippo signaling; positive regulation of transcription by RNA polymerase II.